AUGAACGGAGCCACCUACAAUGCGAGCGUCGAGACUUCCGGUGGAGGCGUCGGCCGGAACAUUGCCGAGGCAAUCUGGAAAAUCUACGGUGACGUCAAGCUGAUUUCCGCUGUCGGUAACGAUCAAAAUGGUGAUUACAUAAAACGACUGCUGCCAAACCACUGUGAAUCGUCGAUUGUCACCACUGGCAGCCAUCCAACCGGGAACUUUUCGGUGCUGCUCGAUUGCCAUGGGGACUGUAAGCUGUGUGUCGGGGACAUGUCCAUUCACCAGGCCAUCUCGCCGGAAUGGAUCGAGAGCAACCGGCAGCUGAUCCAGGAAGCGCCCCUGGUCAUUAUCGAUACCAAUUUGUCCGAAAGUGCUAUAGCGAGAACGUUGGAACUGUGUGUGCAGUUGGGAAAACCGGUUCCCGAUGUGUGGGAUCAGACGAUGGGUCCAUCUUCCUCUCGUCGAGCUUUCCCACAGCUGCUGCCAGUUGGACAUCAAGUCUUCAUUGGCCGCUGCUCCGUACCACAAGAUCGAUGUGGUCAACUUGCCAGGAUCCUCCUAUUACUACUUCGAAUUGCCGAGGAGUUCGGCAUCAUCCGUGUGAGUGCGGCCAUGGCCAUUGCCGCUUUCUUGCACACGUAG
Messenger RNA from Uranotaenia lowii, 630 nucleotides. RefSeq names its product pseudouridine kinase-like. The coding region runs from base 1 to 630 and encodes 209 amino acids. The transcript is spliced from 5 exons. The record is from RefSeq and is a predicted model, not a curated record. NCBI's taxonomy places the organism in Eukaryota, Metazoa, Arthropoda, Insecta, Diptera, Culicidae.